Trypanosoma theileri is the source of this 1965-nucleotide messenger RNA. RefSeq lists its product as uncharacterized. The transcript has a single exon. Lineage: Eukaryota; Euglenozoa; Kinetoplastea; Trypanosomatida; Trypanosomatidae. Bases 1 to 1965 code for a protein of 654 amino acids. The record is from RefSeq and is a predicted model, not a curated record.
AUGAUUCAACUGCGGCAGCGUCAGACGAUGCAUCUUCGAGAGCAAAAACAACAACAACAACAAGAACGACAACAAGGAAAAGAGAGUUGUGAAGCGUCUCUAUCUACAGGUCGGGUAGGCGAUGCUUUCAGUGAUGAGGUUGAGGAGGAAAGGGAACGUUCUAUACAACGUCUACCUGCCUCUAUCCAAGCAAUGCUUUUAAGAUCUAAUCGCACUCUUUCGAUUUCGGAACUUAAUAUAAUGGCAAAUGCAACAUCUGAUAAUCGCUGUGAAGCACUUCGAAUGAUAUUUGAGGGUAAAUCAGCAGACGAAGCGAUUUCGUUUCUUCUUAACGUAAGUGAUGGAACAAAAAAUGCAAGAACUACAUCGGGAACAGUUGCGACAGUGGUUGAUCCUCCUACAAGAGCUGCAACAAUGCACACAGCAGUUGGCGAUGUUAACCGAAGUUGUAGUAGAGUUAACGAUGUAUUGUUAUCAUCCACCAGCAGGAUUUACCCAACACAACGUAAAAGCAUCGAACGUACAUCUCAUUCUAUAUGGAGUGAAUCAGAGAAUCCACCAUCGCCACUUCAUGUCGCUCCUAUUCCUUCUGUAAGGGAACUAAGAUACAAUGACCACUCUCAACGUCCAAUCUCUCCCAUCUCUACUGUUAUGUCGCAUUGUCACAAUGCUCCUGAUAGCGGUGAUGAAUCAGAGAUUAGAAUUAACUCACCAUCAAUUCAGGUACCCUCAUUACAUACUCGGAAAUCUCCAACACCUGUGCAACCCCUCAGUGAUGUUAGAAUCAAUACCGUCAUGUACCCCAAACCAGUAUUUGCACAUAAAGAGAUGUGUAAUAAUGCACCAGUUUUGGCUAAACGGGUGAAGAACAAUGACAAUCGUACUGUAGAUCGAUCACGCAAGGAAAUGGACUCUCGUGCUGCACCUGGGGAUAUAUAUGCACCUCAAGUAUCCUGCUCGGCGUGGGAUGAGCACUACAAAACUUUUAUUGUGCACCCUAAUCAAUUGCGCCGACUAGAAGAAGAACGAAAGUUGCGGGAACCACCUGCUGCUGUUCGCCCUGGUACCAACAGUGCACUUAGACGUUUACCAUCAGAGGAACGUCGUCGAUUUUCACGACAAAACACACCAUCAAUACGUCUACGACCCCCGCCUCCAGCACCAUUAAUUAAUUCAUCAACACCAUUGUCAUCAGCAGCAGAUACGUCUGACCGUCAUAUCUCUUCAAGCCACACUGGUAAAAAGGUAUCUUCAAAAUCUAUAAAGAGUCAAAAACAAGAACAAUUCACUAAGGAUGAUAAACAAGAAUUAUCUAUUCCAGUUGUACCACCGUUGAAAGGUAUUAAGAAGUGUACACGACGAAAGGAAGAUGUCUUUACACGUUUAUAUUCUUCUAAUAACACUUGUUUAACUCCACGAACAGUUAUGACCCGCGAAACAUUUUCUGCAAGAAGCGUACGUAGUGGUAUUACCACACCGCGCCGUGGCUUUUCACAUCGAAGUUCACCGUCCACCCGUAAUCGUACUCCACGGCGCAGAGUAGAACUGACGAAUGACUACAUGUUUGGUGUUUCUACGCAACCUUUGAUGUCAUCGCGUCGCCAUACAGUUAGUACCGGUUUAACUAACACUCUUGCACACGGUAAAGGGGUCCCAUUGACAGGUGCGCACCGUUUUGUGCGAUCAAAUACAUCUUCAGGGAAACCAUUAACGCGCUCUUUUUCUGCUCAAAAAUUACGGCGAACAUCUACUGUAGCAAAUUACACUUGCCGUUCUUAUAAUAAUGAUAACAAUAAAAGUAGUUUUGACUACCACUAUAAUCAAUACGCUCGCACACCCACAUGGAGUGCUCGCUACUCAGAGUUUGUGGUUCAAAGGGAACAAAGAAACGGCUUCUCUGGAACUGUCACUUCCUCGCAUAAUAUGAUGCUUAAGCGUUCUGCAACUUUGACUGCUCUGCGUUAA